AUGUUCCAGGCAAGCAAAACUCACCUUGAUGACCUCCAGAAAAAGCGUCUGGAGGAGAAGUGCAUUGUCAUUGACAAGCAGGAUCAGGUCAUUGGAGCUGAAACUAAGAAGAACUGCCAUCUGAUGGAAAACAUUGAGAGGGGCCUGUUACACAGAGCCUUCAGUGUUGUCCUCUUCAACACGAAAAACCAGCUCUUGGUCCAGCAGAGAGCAGAUGCCAAGUACACUUUUCCAGGACAUUUUACAGACUCCUGUUCUAGUCACCCUUUAUACACGCCUGAGGAGCUGGAAGAGAAGGACGCUAUGGGAGUGAGGAGGGCCGCCCUGAGACGUCUUCAGGCUGAGCUGGGCAUUUCCCAGGAGCAGAUUUCCAUAAAGGACAUAAUUUUUAUGAACCGAAUGUACCACAAGAGUCCUUCUGAUGACAUCUGGGGAGAGCAUGAGGUUUGCUAUCUUCUGUUGGUGAGGAAAGACCUCACUCUGAAUCCAGAUCCCAGGGAAGUGAAAAGCUACUGCUACAUGAGCCAGGAGGACCUACAGGACCUACUGGACAGGGGGGCCCGUGGAGAAGAGAAGAUCACCCCAUGGUUCAGAACCAUCGCAGAAGGCUUCCUGUUCUCUUGGUGGCCUCAUUUAGAAGAUGUGUCUACAUUCAUGGAGCCCGACAAGAUAUAUGGACUGUGA
Molecule: messenger RNA, 684 nt
Organism: Meriones unguiculatus (Mongolian gerbil)
Lineage: Eukaryota; Metazoa; Chordata; Mammalia; Rodentia; Muridae
Product: isopentenyl-diphosphate delta-isomerase 2
Exons: 4
Coding region: 1-684 (227 amino acids)
Biological process (GO): isoprenoid biosynthetic process; isopentenyl diphosphate biosynthetic process
Cellular component (GO): cytoplasm
Molecular function (GO): isopentenyl-diphosphate delta-isomerase activity
Source: RefSeq, a predicted model, not a curated record